Molecule: messenger RNA, 3180 nt
Organism: Salvelinus fontinalis (brook trout)
Lineage: Eukaryota; Metazoa; Chordata; Actinopteri; Salmoniformes; Salmonidae
Product: cytochrome b-c1 complex subunit 2, mitochondrial-like
Exons: 14
Coding region: 127-1503 (458 amino acids)
Cellular component (GO): mitochondrion
Molecular function (GO): metal ion binding
Source: RefSeq, a predicted model, not a curated record
GUGCAUCAACAGCAUUCGUUAGUGCACACAAAAAAAAUCGAGGAAAAAUGUGGCGCGCUAUGGACUCUGGGUAGGACUUCCCAGGUCGGCCAUAUUUAAUCGUCCUGGCUGAAGGAUAGAGGGGAGAUGAAGGGGAUUCGGGGAAUAAGUAAGCUGUCGAGACGCUUCUAUGCGGCCACCCGAACAGAGCAGCCCUUGACUCAGCCUCUGUCAGGCAUCAAGGUCUCCACAGGGGCUGCCCAUUCAUACCAGGACGUCCAUGUGACCAAACUGCCCAGCGGUCUGAUGAUAGCCUCGUUGGACAACUAUUUCCCAGCUUCCAGGAUCGGUGUGUUUGUGAAGGCUGGCUGUCGCUAUGAGUCCCCAGAGAACCAGGGAGUCACCCACCUGCUCCGUCUGGCUGCCAACCUGACUACCAAAGGUGCUUCAGCCUUCAGGAUCUGUCGUGGUGUGGAGGCAGUGGGAGGCAGUUUAGGCGUGACGUCAUCCAGAGAGAACAUGAUCUACUCUGUUGACUGUCUCAGAGACCACAUUGACACGGUGAUGGAGUAUCUGAUCAAUGUGACCACAGCCCCAGAGUUCAGGCCGUGGGAGAUGUCGGACCUCACCCCCAGGGUCAAGAUGGACAAGGCCCUAGCCGCACAGACCCCCCAGAUGGGUGUGAUUGAGGGUGUACAUGGAGCUGCUUACAAGAACGCUCUGUCCAACUCCCUCUACUGCCCAGACUACAUGGUUGGCCAGGUCAAUGCUGACCAUAUGCACAAUUUUAUCCAGAACAAUUUCACAAGUGCAAGAAUGGCUCUGGUUGGGCUUGGUGUGGACCACAAUGUUCUGAAGCAGGUGGGAGAGCAGUUCCUCAACAUCCGCAGUGGGAUGGGCACCGCUGGGACAAAGGCUCAGUACCGCGGUGGCGAGGUGCGUGUGCAGAACAGGUCCAGUCUGGUGCACUCUGUGGUGGUGUCUGAGGGGGCUGCGGUGGGCACAGACGAGGCUAUGGCCUUCUCUGUACUACAGCAUGUACUGGGGGCGGGGCCACACGUCAAGAGAGGCUCCAACCCCACCUCCAAACUCUUCCAGGGCGUCGCUAAGGCUACUGCAGACCCCUUCGACGCCUCUGCUUUCAAUUCCAACUACUCUGACUCUGGCCUGUUUGGAGUCUACACCAUCUCCCAGUCUGCAGCAGCUGGUGACGUGAUCAAGGCAGCUAUUAGCCAGGUGAAGGCUGUUACAGGAGGAGUCUCAGAAGCUGACCUGACCCGCGCCAAGACCCAGCUGAAGGCUGAGUACCUGAUGUCGUUGGAGAGCUCCGGGGGUUUGUUAGACGCCAUGGGUUUACAGGCUCUGUCUGGAGGGGUCUACCACUCCCCCGAGGCCAUCGCACAGAAGAUCGACUCCGUCUCCGCAACUGAUGUCGCCAACGCUGCAAAUAAGUUUGUGUCGGGCAAGAAUUCCAUGGCUUCCAGUGGAAACCUCAUCAAGACGCCCUUCGUUGACGAGAUCUAAAGCCUUUCAACUGUAUUUCACAUGUGAUUAAGUCACAACAAAGCCCCCUGUCCAUUCAAAACAAACAAACUGAAACAGUCAUAUUCCUAAUUGCGUCAUUGUUCUUUUGAGGAAGUUGUUGUAAUCACACCAACUGCCAAUAUUUAUAGUUGUUGCUAUUUUUACGUGGAUCUUGAACUGUAUAGCUCAUGUAAAUGAAAGAAUAUCUACCGUGAAGGUGGAAUAAGUCGUUUUUCCUCUUGUAAAUAGACCUAAUGUCUUACCAGGUGAUAAUAAAUGAAACCUUAUGAUCCAUGUAAAAGUUUUGAUGUAAUGUCCAAUAGUGUGAAAUUCUAUUUCUCCUAAUCUGUUCAUGUCGCUUUCAUGAAAAAGUGUUUGAUUACGUCUGACCAUGUUGAACAAAAUAACCUAGUUGAUACGUUAUUUGUUCCUGGAAAUACAAGUGAAUUGUAGCCAGGUGACUAAUGUGUGUUUUCCAAUGAGAAAAGCUACAAACGUGACCAAAAGUAUGUGGACACCUGCUCGUCGAACAUCUCAUUGCAAUAAUAUGGAGUUGGUCCUCCCCCCUUUGCUGCUAUAACAACCUCCACUCUUCUGGGAAAGCUUUCCAUUAGAUGUUGGAACAUUGUUGCGGUGAUUUGCUUCCAUUCAGCCACACGAGCAUUAGUAAGGUUGGGCGAUUUAGGCCUGGCUCGCAGUCGGCAUUCCAAUUCAUCCCAAAGGUGUAAGAUGGGGUUGAGGUCAGGGCUCUGUGCAUGCUAGUCAGGUUCUUCCACACUGAUCUCAACAAACCAUUUCUGUAUGGACCUCGCUUUGUGCACAGGUGCUUUGACAUGCUGAAACAGGAAAGGUCCUUCAAACUGAUGAUGAAGCGUGUUUCCAAAGUCCAAUGGCGGCAAGCUUUAUACCACUCCAGGUAUGCUUGUGCGGUUGCUUGGCCAUGGAAACCCAUUUCAAGAAUCUCCCAAUGAACAGUUAUUGUGCCAACGUUGCUCCCAGAGGCAGUUUUGAACUCAGUAGUGAGUGCUGCAACCGAGGACAGAAUUUUUACAUGCUACGCGGUCCUGUUCUGUGAGCUUGUGUGGCUUACCACUUUUGCGGCUGAUCCGUUGUUGCUCCUAGACGUUUCCACUUCACAAUAACAGCACUUACAGUUGACCGGGACAGCUCUAGCAGGGCAGAAAUUUGAAGAACUGAUUUGUUAGAAAGGUGGCAUCCUAUGAUGGUGCCACGUUGAAAGUCAUUGAGCUCUUCAGUAAGGCCAUUCUACUGCCAAUGUUUGUCUAUGGCGAUUGCAUGGCUGUGUGCUCCAUUUUAUACACCUGUUAGCAACGGGUGUGGCAGGAAUAGCUGAAUCCACUCAUUUGAAGGGGUGUCCACAUACUUUUGGCGGACAAUACAGUGGCUCUAUGUUAAUGUAUAUAUUUAAUCAUACCAGAUUAUUUUUUUUCAGUAGAUUGAAGUUCAUUUGGGUUGUGGGUAUACUUUAUCAAGAUGAUCUUACAGAUGAUUUUACCAUGACCAUUAGCCUUUACAUAUGCUUAAAUCAGUGAUUUUGACUAAAACAUUUAAUUUGGUUAUAUCAGGGGGAAUUGGCCAUGUAUAGACCCUUAAAUUCAAUUAGUGUAAUGUAUAUACACUGCUCAAAAAAAUAAAGGGAACACUUAAACAACACAA